UGGCCGGCUUAAAAAACUCAUGUUUGGCACGAAAUCAAGAAUGUAUAUGUCAUCAGUAACAGACAAACACAAAUAUACAGAAUCAGCGCCACCUGUUAUUGUCUUUUUUCAUGUUUUUAUAUCCCAUUAUUGUUCCUUAAAGAACCACCACCUCUUGAGUCCUGAACACGGCAGAAUAUGACUCCGUAUGAAGUUGAUGACUGUAGAGGUGUUCUCAAAGUUUACAGUGAUGGGUCAAUAUGGCGGUCCUCUGAACCGAGCUUUAAAGUCCCUGUAAUUGACGAUGGAUCGGUUCUAUGGAAAGAUAUCUUGUUUGAUGAACCCAAUAAUCUUUCUCUGCGGCUUUACAAGCCAGCUUCAGCCGUGGCUAAAAAGCUUCCGGUUUUUUACUACAUCCACGGUGGUGGUUUCUGCAUUGGUUCAAGAACAUGGCCUAAUUGCCAGAACUAUUGUUUUAAGCUGGCUUUGGCUCUCCAAGCUGUGAUUGUGUCUCCUGACUAUCGAUUAUCUCCUGAGAAAAGGCUUCCUUUGGCAAUUGAAGAUGGGUUUGCCUCUGUGAAAUGGCUACAGUCCCAGGCUGUGGCGGCUGAGCCUGAUCCUUGGCUAGUUGACUCUGCAGACUUUGGGCGUGUGUUCAUCUCUGGUGACUCGGCUGGUGGGAAUAUUGCUCAUAAUGUGGCGGUUCGAUUAGGGGCUGGUUCAAAGAGUCUUACACCGGUUCGGGUCAGGGGUUAUGUUCUAUUGGCACCUUUCUUUGGUGGGGUUCAGUUAACUGAAUCCGAGGCUCAUGGUCCCAAAGAUGCUUUCUUGAACUGGGAACUUAUCGAUCGGUUUUGGAGGUUAUCUAUACCGGAAGGGGAGACCAUGGACCACCCGUUGGUUAACCCGUUUGGCCCGGUUAGCUUGGAUCUUAAACCAGUGGAAUUGGAUCCGAUCUUGGUGGUUUGUGGUGCUAGUGAUUUAUUAAAAGAUAGAGCCAAAGAGUAUGCAAAGACAUUGGAGAGUUGGGGUAAGAAUGUGAAGUAUGUAGAGUUUGAAGGUCAACAACAUGGGUUCUUCACCAUCGACCCAAAUUCAGAACCAUCCAUUAAACUCAUGCAAAUUAUCAAAGAUUUCAUCACCCAACAUUCCAUUUAGCAAGUUUGAAAAGUAGUACAAAAGUUAUUAUCAAAUAAAUUGCGACAGCUUUAUAUGUGUUUCUUUUUUAUUGUUUUGUGUGGUAGGAGUCUGUUUGAUAAAAGUUUAAUAACUUUGUGUUGAAUGAAUAAGAAAUGUAUUUGUUUAAAAACGUUUUUGAA
Molecule: messenger RNA, 1298 nt
Organism: Erigeron canadensis
Lineage: Eukaryota; Viridiplantae; Streptophyta; Magnoliopsida; Asterales; Asteraceae
Product: probable carboxylesterase 15
Exons: 2
Coding region: 178-1137 (319 amino acids)
Molecular function (GO): hydrolase activity
Source: RefSeq, a predicted model, not a curated record